Messenger RNA from Dendronephthya gigantea, 1742 nucleotides. RefSeq names its product NAD-dependent protein deacetylase sirtuin-6-like. Gene Ontology annotation, molecular function: NAD+ binding. The record is from RefSeq and is a predicted model, not a curated record. NCBI's taxonomy places the organism in Eukaryota, Metazoa, Cnidaria, Anthozoa, Malacalcyonacea, Nephtheidae. Bases 1 to 1500 code for a protein of 499 amino acids. The transcript has 6 exons.
AUGGCCGUCGACUAUGCGUCUGGUUUGUCUGAUUAUCCACAUAAAGGAAAGUGUGGAGCGCCAGAGCUUUUUGACUCAGAAGAAGAACUCGAGAGAAAAAUAGUUGAAUUAACAAAGUUAAUCAAGGAAUCGAAGCACAUGGUGUUUCACACGGGAGCCGGGAUAAGCACUUCCUGUGGGAUACCAGACUUCCGUGGUCCAAAGGGCGUCUGGACCUUGGAGGCUAAAGGAGAAAAACCGACUUUCGAUGUGACCUUCAAGAGUGCAGAGCCAAGUUUGACACAUAUGGCAAUUGUUGAGCUAGAGAGGGAAGACUAUCUGAAGUUUGUUGUUAGUCAGAAUGUUGAUGGCUUGCAUUUGAAAUCAGGUUUUCCCAGAUCAAAGCUGGCAGAACUGCACGGAAACAUGUUUGUAGAACAAUGUGAUAAUUGUGGAAGGCAAUAUCUGUUUGGGGAUCCUGUCAAGACUCUUGGUUUAAAACGAACCGGGAAUUUUUGUUUGAAGGGUGGAAAGAGAGGAAAAUGCAGGGGUAAACUUCGUGACACAAUAUUAGACUGGGAGGAUUCUCUUCCAAAUGAUGAUCUGGCUGCAUCUGAACAUCAUUCAAGACAAGCAGAUUUAUCCGUGUGUCUUGGAACUUCAUUGCAAAUCAACCCGAGCGGUAAUCUUCCGGCUCAAACCGUGAAACAUGGCGGGAAACUUGUCAUCAUUAACUUGCAAAAAACUAAACACGACAAAAAAGCGUGUUUGGUUAUCCACGGAUAUGUAGACAAGGUUAUGGAAGGUGUAGCAAGACAUUUAAACAUGAUAAUUCCACAGUUUGUCCCGAUUUCGCCGUUCAAAGACACGGGCGCACCUCCCGUGUUGCAAGCCCCUGUCAAAUACGAACACAAAAACACUGGUGUAUUGAAAAAAGAGGGCGGUCUUCUCAGAAAAGAUACUAAAAAGUUUUCGGAGAAUUUGAAUGCUUUUGAAUCGGGCGAAUCUAAAAAAACACCCGAUUGGCAAAAAAAAUCGAGUGAAAAUAAAGAGCGUGAAUGUGAAGAGGAAAAAUCCGGUGUCAAUCCAGUUAAACGCGAACGAUCUGAGCUGAACUUCGAAGAUCAACUGGAUGUUAGUUCUUCUUGCGAUUCUAGUUUUAUUGAAAGAAGUUGGGACCAGGGUAGUGCUGAUAUAGUUGGGAAAAAGGAAUUAAAGGGUGAUUGUGGAAGAUCAGAUUUGACCUCGAGUGAGAGUGGUCAAGAUGAAGAAGCGAGGUCAAAAAAUACAUCUGAUCUCCGAAACACGGAGAAUGCCUGCAGCUCUGGUUUAGAUUGUAUCCAAUCAGGGGAUUCUGCUACGAAUCUGGAGCACGAACAAUCGAAUAUCAACGAGAGUUUGAUAGUAAAGAACGAGGAUCCAAGAUCAUCUUUGCUUGAUCCGAGUGCAACACAUUUUCCCUCAAAACAUCUCGAAGUUCCACUGAAGAAAACGAAGUAUAACCAGGACGCAGGUGUUUAAACGCAUAUGCACGUCUAGACAAUGUACAUAUAUUCAUACGACAAAGCUAUUGUGUUGUAAAACGCGUGUGAUUUCGCCGCCUGAAAUUGCGCAAAGUAAUAUUUACACAGGCGUCCUUGUGUAUGAUAAUUCGCAUAUUUUACCCUCGCAUUAAACAUUUUAUUCUAAAUUAUCUUUUGAAGAAAUGAUAUUGUCUAUAACUGCGUAUUUUUUUAACCGAUUAAAACUGAUAAUUAUUGUGA